CGCGGUUAAAUCGCGGUUCGCCUGCCCCUCCCUCCUGGCCGCUGCUUUGGAGCUACUUCCCGAGUUUUCCGAGUAGAUAAUUACACGACUGGAAGAGAGAAAAUGGAAAAACAAAAGCCCUUUAAGUUGUUUGUGCCACCAAGAUUAAGUAGCAGUCAAGUAUCUGCAGUGAAACCUCAGACUUCGGGAGGAGAUUCUAAUUUCUUCAAGGGUUUCAACAAAUGUGUUGAAGAUGAUUUUGGUUUUCCAUUUGCAGUGACUAAUGUCUCCAAAAAUGGGGAAAACAUUGAUUCAGAUCCUGCUUUACAAAAAGUUAACUUUUUGCCCAUGCUUGAACAGACUGAUAAUUCUGACUGUUGUCAUUACCAGGAAGGACUAAAAGACUCUGAUUUUGAGAAUUCAGAGCCAAUGAGCAGACUAUAUUCAAAACUGUAUAAGGAGGCUGAAAAGAUCAAGAAGUGGAAAGUGAAUGUAGAAUCUGAACUGAAGCAUAAAGAAAACAAGUUGCAAGAAAAUAGAAAAAUAAUUGAAGCACAGCGGAAAGCCAUUCAAGAACUACAGUUUGAAAAUGAAAAAGUAAGUUUGAAAUUAGAAGAAGGAAUUCAAGAAAAUAAAGAUUUAAUAAAAGAGAAUAAUGCUACAAGGCAUUUAUGUAAUCUACUCAAAGAAACUUGUGCCAGAUCUGCAGAAAAGACAAAGAAAUAUGAAUAUGAGCGAGAAGAAACUAGGCAAGUUUAUAUGGACCUAAAUAGUAACAUUGAGAAAAUGAUAAUAGCUUUUGAGGAACUUCGUGUGCAAGCUGAGAGUUCCAGACUGGAAAUGCGUUUUAAGUUAAAGGAAGAUUAUGAAAAAAUCCAACACCUGGAAGAAGAGUACAAGAAGGAAGUAAAUGAUAAGGAGAAGCAGGUAUCACUGCUGUUGAUCCAAAGUACUGAGAAAGAAAAUAAAAUGAAAGAGUUAACAUUUUUGCUAGAAGAGUCCAGAAAUAAAAUUAAUCAAUUGGAGGAAAAGACAAAAUUACAGAAUGAAAACUUAAAAGAAUCAAAUGAGAAGCAGGAUCAUUUGACAUCAGAACUAGAAAAUAUUAAAAUGUCUUUGCAAAGAAGUGUGGAUGCUCAAAUGACUUUAGAGGAAGAUUUGCAGAUAGCAACCAAAAAUAUAUAUCAACUCACUGGAGAAAAAGAAGCUCAAAUGGAAGAAUUUAAUAAAGCUAAAGCUGCCCAUUCAUCUGUGGUUACUGAACUUAAAACUACUAUCUGCAACUUGAAAGAAUUAUUGACAACAGAACAGCAAAGAUUGGAAAAAAGUGAAGAUGAAUUGAAAGUACUUACCAUGAAACUUCAGAAGAAAUCAAGUGAACUGGAAGAGAUGACCAAGCUUAAAAAUAACAAAGAAGUAGAACUUGAAGAAUUGAAAAAAAUCUUAGCAGAAAACCAAAAGCUUUUAGAUGAGAAGAAACAAUUUGAGAAGAUUGCUGAAGAAUUAAAAGGAGCAGAACAAGAACUAACUGGGCUUCUCCAAACCAGAGAGAAAAAAGUACAUGAUUUGGAAAUACAGUUAACUGCCAUUGCAACAAGUGAACAGCAUUAUUCAAAUCAGGUUAAAGAGCUGAAAACUGAGCUUGAAAAUGAGAAGCUGAAGAAUACUGAACUAACUGCAAGCUGCAACAGGCUUUCACUGGAAAACAAAGCACUAGCACAAGAAACAAGUGAUAUGGCCCUAGAACUCAAGAAGCAACAAGAAGACAUUAAUAAUAGCAAAAGGCAAGAAGAAAGGAUGUUGAAACAAAUAGAACAUCUGGGAGAGACAGAAACACAAUUAAGGAAUGAACUGGAAUCUGUGAGAGAAGAACUAAAACAGAAAGGAGAUGAAGUUAAAAGUAAAUUGGACAAGAGUGAAGAAAAUGCUCGAAGCAUUGAAUGUGAAGUUAUGAAAAAAGAUAAACAAAUGAAGAUAUUAGAAAACAAGUGUAACAAUUUGAGGAAACAGGUUGAAAAUAAAAGCAAGUUUAUUGAAGAACUCCAGCAGGAGAAUAAGGCCUUUAAAAAAAAGAGUACAGCAGAAAGCAAGCAACUGAAUGUUUAUGAGAUAAAGGUCAGUAAAUUAGAGACAGAACUAGAGGGUGCCAAACAAAAAUUUAAACAAAUGACUGACAGCUAUCAGAAAGAAAUUGAGGACAAAAAGCUAUUAGAAGAAAAUCUUUUGGAAGAGGUUGCAAAAGCCAAAGUAGUAGCUGAUGAAGCAGUAAAAUUACAGAAAGAAAUUGAUAUACGAUGUCAACAUAAAAUAGCUGAAAUGGUAGCACUUAUGGAAAAACAUAAGCACCAAUAUGAUAAAAUUGUUGAAGAAAGAGACUCAGAAUUAGGACUUUAUAAGAGCAAAGAGCAAGAACACUCAUCAGUGAAAGCAUCUCUGGAGACUGAACUAUCCAAUCUCAGAAAUGAGCUUUGGUCUGUCAAGAAACACCUUGAAACAGAAAGAGAAGAAAAAGAAAAACUCAAAAGAGAGGUGAAAGAAAACACAGUUACUCUCAAAGAAAAAAAAGAUAAGAAAACACAGACAUCUUUAUUGGAAACACCUGAAACUAGUUAUUGGAAACUUGAUUCUAAAGUACCUCUUUCACAAAAUGCAUCUCGAAGCUUCCUAUCAGCUGAUCAGAGCAGAUCUUCAAAAGAUAAAAGAGACUAUCUGCGGAUACCUGCCAAAAAUAAUUUAUCUACACCAUUACCAAAGGCAUAUACUGUGAAAACACCAACAAAACUAAAAAUUCAGCAAAGAGGAAACAAGAAUGUACCCAUUGAAGAAAGUAAUAGUAAAAAGAGAAAAAUGGUCUUUGAGUUUGAUGUUAAUUCGGAUAGUUCAGAAACUACUGAUCUUUUGAGCAUGGUUUCAGAGGAAGAGACACUGAGAAAACUAUACAAGAAUAAUAAUCCACCAAUUUCUCAUCUUUGUGUCAGAACACCAAAAAAGACUCCUUCAUCUCUAAUGACUCCUGGAUCUAUGCCGAAGUCUGAAACUAUGAGGAAAAUGCAGGAGGACCGUUGGGCUGUAAUUGCUAAGAUGGAUAGGAAACAAAAACUAAAGGAAGCAGAAAAGCUGUUUGUUUAAUUUCAGAAAAUCAGUGUGAUUAAGGAGCCUGUAACAUAAAAUUUAUAGUUAAGUUUUAAAUUCUUAUUUUCUAAAGAGCCAAGCAUAUUCUGAAAUUAAGACUUUUGAUUUAUAAAUAAUUUGUUUCUUUAUAUUUUACUAUAUCAGCCUAAAUGGGAAAUAACCACAUUGUUACUUAAAAAUUUGUAAUUCUGUUCAGAUAAUUAGAUGAUUGUUUUGGUUUCACCUUUUCUUGAAUUGAUGAAAACUAUUUUGGCUAAGUUUUCAUACUUAUAAAGUUGUCCAUUGAACAGUAGGAACACGUUGUUGAGAUAUACUGUUUAUUCUUUACUAUUAAAAUAUU
Cervus elaphus (red deer) is the source of this 3451-nucleotide messenger RNA. It is a transcript of the gene SYCP1, whose product is annotated as synaptonemal complex protein 1. The transcript has 33 exons. Gene Ontology annotation, molecular function: double-stranded DNA binding. Gene Ontology annotation, cellular component: male germ cell nucleus; central element; synaptonemal complex. Lineage: Eukaryota; Metazoa; Chordata; Mammalia; Artiodactyla; Cervidae. The record is from RefSeq and is a predicted model, not a curated record. The coding region runs from base 103 to 3108 and encodes 1001 amino acids. Gene Ontology annotation, biological process: synaptonemal complex assembly; lateral element assembly; chiasma assembly.